Messenger RNA from Macrosiphum euphorbiae (potato aphid), 435 nucleotides. The record is from the annotation of a GenBank genome assembly. Lineage: Eukaryota; Metazoa; Arthropoda; Insecta; Hemiptera; Aphididae.
AUGGGCCGGACACGGAAGCAUAGUGCGUUGGGCAGUUACCUUCAGAUAGCCGGUGUGAAGUGGACGGUAUCUGGUUACCUUCAGAUAGACGAUGUGCGGUGGACGGUAUCCGUUUACCUUCGAAACCUCGGUGUACGAUGGCGGCCGAUUACCCGCGAACCGACGGAUGAGGAUAUUCGGAUAAAUGUGAACAUGUCUCAGAUCGGUGGUGGCGGUGACGACUUAACUUUUGGUUCGGCGGCCAUACUAUACUCCUCCGUUCCUCCCAACUGCGAUUCUGGUUUCGACUUCUUCCGUGGGUCCGGGGGAACGCGACUCAAAACAAUAUUAUGUAUUUAUUUCGUAAUUAUAUCAAUUUUAUGUUACCGCGUAUUUUCGGAGCCGAUGGACGGGCUCCGACCUCUUCGUUUUGACUUGAGUAAAAUUUUUGAGUGA